AUGCCCCCUCAACCCAAUGCUUCCCGUGUUUCUAAAUCCAGCAAGGUUGUCGUCAUGGCGUGGUGGGGUGCAAGGCAUAAACCCGGCAAAAUGCUGUGGCUGAACCGUCUUCGAUUUGUUGGCCUGCUCAGCCAGCCAGUGGCAGUGCGAACCGGGCUCCCGGGGCCGGGCCGUUUCAGCACUUUAAUGGACCCAGCACUGGAAAUGACCGAGAUGAGAGAUCUUGGCGAGUUUAGUUUGCACUUUGGACUCGUUGGCGGCAUCGCUUUGACCGAGUUCCACCACAAAGGCCAAGAAUCAACGAAUUGCCGUGUUCCGGGAAACCUAGACAAUGAACUCCAUAGCAAAUCCCCAUUUAGCAAAGGCCCAAAUGCCCCCUACGAGGGAGCGGUAUCUCCGUCUCUCAGUCCCAAGACCUCGCGUGAAACCCAAUAA
This is a messenger RNA of Colletotrichum lupini, 435 nucleotides long. RefSeq lists its product as uncharacterized. NCBI's taxonomy places the organism in Eukaryota, Fungi, Ascomycota, Sordariomycetes, Glomerellales, Glomerellaceae. The coding region runs from base 1 to 435 and encodes 144 amino acids. The transcript has 4 exons. The record is from RefSeq and is a predicted model, not a curated record.